AUGAAUUCCAAAGAUUCAGAUCUUAGUUCCAUCUCCACGCAAUCAGAAGGAAUUGAAGAUGAGAUGAAAGCAGCUGCACAAGAUAUUGUCAGUUUUUCUUGUCAAGGCCUUUCUCUGCCUACAGAAGCCAUCCAUCUCAUCAGGACACUGGUGAAGCAGUAUAGGAAAAGGAAGAAGGAUUUGCACAUGGUGCCUUAUUGUUUGCUUUUUGCUGAUGAUGUAGUCCUGAUUGAUGAGACUCGUAGUGGAGUUAAUGUUAAGUUGGAGGAGAAUGGAGAGAUUGACGAUGAUGUCACUCAUCGGAUUGGGGUAGGGUGGAUGAAAUGGAGGCUCGCCUCCGGUAUCUUGUGCAACAAAAAGGUACCUCCCAAACUUAAAGGCAAGUUCUACAGAGUGGUGGUUAGACCGGCUUUGCUAUAUGGGGUAGAAUGUUGGUAUGUUAGGAAGACCCACAUUCAGAAAAUGAAGGUGACGGAGAUGAGAAUGCUUCAACAGAUGUAUGGGUGUACUAGAAAAGAUAGGAUUAGAAAUGAGGUUAUUCGAGAUAAGGUGGAAGUCGCUUCGGUGGAAGCCAAGAUGAGGGAGGCAAGGUUGAGAUGA
Molecule: messenger RNA, 600 nt
Organism: Capsicum annuum
Lineage: Eukaryota; Viridiplantae; Streptophyta; Magnoliopsida; Solanales; Solanaceae
Exons: 4
Coding region: 1-600 (199 amino acids)
Source: RefSeq, a predicted model, not a curated record